AUGUCUCAGACCAAAACCAUCCUCAUCCUCGGCGGCUCCUACGGCGGCGUCGCCACAGCCCAUUACCUUCUCAAACACGUUAUCCCCUCUCUUCCCCAGAAAGAAACCUACAAAAUAGUCCUUGUCAGCACGUCGUCGCAUUUUUUCUGCAGGCCAACCAGUCCCCGCGCUCUGACCUCGGAAGAUGCUUUCCCAAAGGACAAACUGUUUGUACCCCUGACCAAGGCCUUUUCACAGUAUGACUCUGGUUGUAUUCAACUGGUCACUGGAACUGCCCUUCGCCUGGAUCACAUAAACCGAACCGUCUCUGUUUGCAUAUCUGCAGACAGCGCGGAGCAAAAAAUUGAUUAUCAUGCUCUCAUCAUUGCCACCGGUGCGACGGCGACGUCUCCUUUAUUCGGUCUGUUUGGGGGUCACACCAAGACUGAGGAAGCAUGGGUGGAAGUACGGAAGCAGCUUCCAGAUACAAAAACGAUCGUAAUUGCUGGAGGAGGUCCCACAGGCGUUGAGACUGCCGGUGAACUAGGACAGUAUCUGAACGGCCGAGGUGGCUUGUUUGGUGGUAGCAGCAGCAUCAACAAGACCGCCAUCACAAUAGUCACUAGAAGUAGCCAAAUACUUCCAGACCUCCCACUCCCACUUGCACAAAAGGCUGAAGCGCAACUAGCCAAACUUGGUGUCUCAGUGAUCAAGAACCGCAAGAUCAUCGGCGUAACACCGCCAGAUGCAGGUGCCAUAGCCAAAGACGAUAGUGAUCUGAUGCACAUCACAGAUAGCGUGGAAAUAACCCUGGACAAUGAAAAGUCUAUCAAAGCGGACCUCUACAUUCCUGCUACUGGCGUUUCGCCUAAUACCGCCUUCAUUGACAAAGUACUGUUAGACGGCGAGGGCUAUGUGAAUGUUGACUCCACCUUACGCGUGAAAAACGGCGCGGGCCCCAGGGUCUAUGCUAUUGGUCAUGUCAGCUCAAGCCAGCCUCGAGCGAUUCAUGCCAUUAUGAAUCAGACUCCCGUGCUAUGUGAGAAUUUGAAACUGGACCUUUUGGCUGGCGAGGGUCAGAAUGGUAGUGGGUACCGCGAGCUCGCACCUGAGACCAAGAAAAGCCAGCUUGUGGUUAUUGGAGGAGGAGGGGUUGGGGUGGCUUUUGGAUGGAAGAUUCCUGGAUUCCCGGUGUGGUUGAUCAAAGGAAGAGAUUAUUGGCUGGGGAUGACUCCGGGGAUGUGGAAUGGCAAGCAGUUUGAAAAGGCUGGAUAA
Messenger RNA from Talaromyces rugulosus, 1254 nucleotides. RefSeq lists its product as uncharacterized. The transcript has a single exon. NCBI's taxonomy places the organism in Eukaryota, Fungi, Ascomycota, Eurotiomycetes, Eurotiales, Trichocomaceae. The record is from RefSeq and is a predicted model, not a curated record. Gene Ontology annotation, molecular function: electron-transferring-flavoprotein dehydrogenase activity; flavin adenine dinucleotide binding. The coding region runs from base 1 to 1254 and encodes 417 amino acids. Gene Ontology annotation, cellular component: cytoplasm.